AACGCACCGUUUUGAAUGGAAAAAAAUCUCAAAUCUCCGGUCAUCGUUUUUUUGAACUGCUUUUCCGGUGAAUUAUGAGUUGGUUAAAGCUGGUAACCGGUCAUUACAAUCCUGCUAACAGAAGACGGUAAUGGAGAGCUUGUGUCUCAACACUUUAGUUCUUCAAUUUCAAAACUCAGUUACUAAUCAUAACCGUCGCAAACUUUUCCUCAACUUCAAUUCAAGAAACCCUCUCCGACACCGUUUCGCUUCUCAGUCAAAUCACAAAUUCACUGCUAAUUGCACAGAAUCACCAGGAGAUGAUGAAUCUCCCGUCUCCGGUUCCUCCGCUUACAUGGUGCUCGGAGUUGAACCUGGCUGCUCCGUCACCGAACUCAAAGCUGCCUUUAGAGCCAAGGUAAAACAGUUUCAUCCUGAUAUUAACAGAGGCAGUAACAUUUCUGAUACUAUGAUUCGCCGCGUAAUUCAAGCAUAUGAGGUUUUAUCGAAUUUCAGCCGUUCAGAGAUCAUUGAAAGUGAAUGCUUGGAUCCAUUUGAUAAGCCAGAGUGUGAAGCAUUUGAUGUGUUUGUCAAUGAAGUUCUUUGUGCUGGCAAAGGCUGUCCUUAUUCAUGCGUACAAACAGCCCCACAUGCCUUUGGAUAUUCGUCUUCAACCGGAACCGCAAGGGCAACAUCGCAAGGACAUGGUGAAGAUUACCAAGUUCAGCUUGCAGUUGGUCAGUGUCCAAGAAACUGUAUUCAUUAUGUGACACCUUCACAAAGAAUUAUUCUAGAAGAGUUACUUGUCAGCAUCUUGGAUGUACCAUAUGAUAGCUCGGCCGAUGCAGAUUUUCUGUAUUCGCUUAUUGUUAAAGCUCGGUUUGAGAACAAUCGGUAUCAAAAGCCAAAGAAACAACCGAAGACUUCAACCGAACAUGUGGAUUGGUUCUGAUAUCAACACCGGAACUUAUUUGAGUUUAACCUUUAUAUCUGCUGUUUUGAAGAGAGGAGGAGGAGAAAAGGUUGAGUUGAGUCCUUAUAGAUUGUCCCACAUUGGAAAUUUAGAAAGUAGAGAUAAAGAGUUGAGAAUAUAAAUAAUAAGGGGGAGGCGACAUUGAACCAUACUUACCUGGACGGGGUCAAUGGGUGGUCAAUGUGGCCUAUGGCCUAGAUCAGUGGCUUCCAUUGCACUUAGGAGGGGUGCUGGUCUAAGGUCUCCCCAAGUUGGGAGAGCCUACGUCGUAAUUUGUGAUAGAGGGGGCUUGCGUUCGCGCAGCCCCUGCUAAUCAAUUUAAAUCUUUUUCUUCACUGCAAAAUUUACCUGGUGAAAAUGGCUAAAGAAAUGAAACCACAGCUUAUUUAAUAUUAUGUAAACUCCUUAAUGUAUAUUUCCAUUUUAAAUUUUCUUA
Messenger RNA from Mercurialis annua (annual mercury), 1388 nucleotides. RefSeq lists its product as uncharacterized. The transcript is spliced from 6 exons. NCBI's taxonomy places the organism in Eukaryota, Viridiplantae, Streptophyta, Magnoliopsida, Malpighiales, Euphorbiaceae. The record is from RefSeq and is a predicted model, not a curated record. The coding region runs from base 131 to 931 and encodes 266 amino acids.